Messenger RNA from Varanus komodoensis (Komodo dragon), 5885 nucleotides. RefSeq names its product collagen type V alpha 1 chain (gene COL5A1). Gene Ontology annotation, molecular function: extracellular matrix structural constituent. The transcript has 66 exons. Bases 65 to 5602 code for a protein of 1845 amino acids. Lineage: Eukaryota; Metazoa; Chordata; Lepidosauria; Squamata; Varanidae. The record is from RefSeq and is a predicted model, not a curated record.
AGCCUCGAGGCUGCGUAAUUUGCACAACCCCUUCCCCAGCAUCCCUAUUUUUCCUUGGUGGACCAUGGAUACUCACACGAGGUGGAAAAAGAGGACUUGGGUGCUGAGUUCCAGCUGCCCUUGGAGUGUAGCACUGUUCCUACUCUAUGCAAUUUCCGAAAGCCAUGCAGCUGAGCCUGCGGAUCUCUUGAAGGUACUAGAUUUUCACAAUUUGCCCGAUGGCAUAACAAAAACAACGGGUUUUUGCACAAGCAGAAGGUCUUCCAAAGGAGCAGAUGUGGCUUACCGAGUAACAAAAGAUGCGCAACUGAGCGCCCCGACCAAGCAGCUCUACCCUGCAUCUCCAUUUCCAGAAGACUUCUCUAUCCUGACCACCGUAAAAGCAAAGAAGGGGGGACAGUUCUUCCUGCUGUCCAUUUACAAUGAACAAGGCAUCCAACAGAUUGGUGUGGAGAUGGGCAGGUCUCCUGUAUUCAUGUAUGAGGACCACACUGGGAAGCCAGGCCCGGAGGAGUACCCUCUUUUCCGGGGCAUCAACCUGUCAGAUGGCAAGUGGCACCGAAUAGCCAUCAGUGUGUACAAGAAGAAUGUCACCUUGGUUUUGGAUUGUACAAAGACGAUCACCAAGACGCUGCAAAGGAGUGAGCACCCCAUCAUUGAUGUCAAUGGAAUCAUCGUAUUUGGAACCAGGAUCUUGGACGAAGAGGUUUUUGAGGGCGACAUCCAGCAGCUCCUCUUGGCGGAUGACUACCGGGCAGCCUAUGAUUACUGUGAGCACUACAGCCCCGACUGCGACACGGCCGUCCCAGAAACGCCGCAGUCCCAGGACCCAAACCCGGAUGAGUAUUACACGGACGGGGAUGGAAACCUGGAAGUGGAGGGAGAAACCUACUAUUACGAAUACCCAUAUUAUGAGGACACCGGGGACACAGGCAAAGCUGUUCCGCCCACCGCGGGCCCCAUGGACAAUGAGGAGGCAGCCAGGGGGGCAGCAGAAACCGCAGAGGACCCUCCCCCUCCACCCACACCGGCCCCCCCUGUUGUUGACACCACCCAAGAGGAAACCAAGGAGGAAGAAAAGGUGGACGACCUGCUGGUGGACGAAUACCACUAUGGGACCUUGCCUGAGGAAUACUACACUCCACUGCCCUAUGAGGAUAUCGGCUACGAUGAUCUCGAUAAUUUGGACACACUUCCGGAAGGUGCUGUCAAGGCAGAGGUUCCCACCAGCACGGUUAUCACGUACAACGAAACUGAUGCUGCCGGCCCCACGACGGAAGGUGAGGAAGACCCUGACAAGGACUUCUCUGUCACAGAUUACGAAGGCGGCUACUAUGAUGGCUACUACGACCCAACGAGUUCUCCCGACCUUGGGCUGGGCAUGCCUGCCAACCAGGACACGAUUUACGAAGGGAUCGCGGGGCCUCGAGGCGAGAAAGGCCAGAAGGGCGAGCCAGCGAUCAUCGAGCCGGGCAUGCUUCUCGAAGGCCCAUCCGGCCCAGAAGGCCCAGCGGGUCUUCCGGGGCCUCCAGGAACAACCGGGCCCAUGGGUCCAGUCGGUGAUCCCGGAGAAAGGGGCCCGCCUGGGCGACCGGGCCUCCCUGGAGCGGAUGGCUUGCCAGGACCUCCUGGGACGAUGUUGAUGCUGCCGUUCCGGUUCAGCGGUGGAGGAGACGGGGGCUCCAAAGGCCCCCUGGUGUCCGCACAGGAAUCCCAGGCCCAAGCCAUCCUGCAACAGGCCAGGCUGGCGCUGAGAGGGCCGGCGGGCCCCAUGGGCCUCACGGGACGGCCAGGCCCCUUGGGACCCCCAGGUAGUGGAGGAAUGAAGGGUGAACCAGGAGACAUGGGACCUCAGGGACCACGCGGCAUGCAAGGCCCUCCUGGCCCAGCGGGAAAGCCAGGGCGCCGGGGACGUGCUGGCAGUGAUGGAGCCAGAGGCAUGCCAGGACAGACUGGACCAAAGGGUGACCGUGGCUUUGACGGCCUGGCCGGAUUGCCCGGGGAGAAAGGGCACAGGGGCGAUCCAGGCCCCUCAGGCCCUCCUGGGGCUCCAGGCGAAGAUGGCGAGAGGGGCGAUGAUGGAGAAGUUGGACCACGAGGUCUACCUGGUGAACCAGGACCCCGUGGUUUGCUGGGACCCAAAGGCCCCCCAGGGCCACCAGGACCUCCGGGCAUUGCUGGCAUGGAUGGCCAACCGGGCCCCAAGGGAAAUGUGGGUCCCCAAGGUGAACCUGGGCCACCAGGCCAACAAGGAAAUCCAGGUGCUCAGGGGCUUCCAGGUCCUCAAGGUCCGAUCGGUCCCCCAGGAGAAAAGGGUCCGCUGGGGAAACCGGGCCUUCCUGGCAUGCCUGGGGCAGACGGUCCUCCGGGCCACCCAGGCAAAGAAGGGCCUCCUGGUGAGAAGGGAAGUCAGGGCCCCGUCGGUCCUCAGGGCCCAAUUGGAUAUCCUGGUCCACGCGGGGUAAAGGGCGCAGAUGGUGUCCGUGGCCUGAAGGGAACGAAAGGAGAGAAGGGCGAGGAUGGCUUCCCCGGAUUCAAAGGCGACAUGGGGAUCAAAGGAGACAGGGGUGAAAUUGGCCCUCCUGGUCCACGGGGAGAAGAUGGCCCAGAAGGCCCAAAAGGCCGGGGAGGACCCAAUGGAGAUCCUGGCCCAUUAGGCCCACCAGGAGAAAAGGGAAAGCUUGGAGUCCCUGGAUUGCCAGGUUACCCUGGAAGGCUGGGUCCCAAGGGGUCCAUUGGAUUUCCAGGGUUUCCAGGAGCCAACGGAGAGAAAGGAGGAAGGGGCACCCCAGGUAAACCUGGACCAAGAGGUCAGCGUGGCCCAACGGGUCCCAGGGGAGAACGAGGCCAGCGAGGUAUCACAGGCAAGCCUGGGCCAAAGGGCAACUCUGGCGGUGAUGGACCUCCGGGUCCUCCAGGAGAAAGGGGUCCACCAGGCCCCCAAGGACCCACUGGAUUUCCUGGACCAAAGGGCCCUCCAGGUCCGCCAGGAAAAGACGGGCUGCCAGGCCACCCUGGGCAAAGAGGAGAAACCGGCUUCCAAGGCAAGACGGGUCCCCCUGGGCCUCCGGGAGUUGUUGGGCCUCAGGGUCCAACUGGAGAAACAGGGCCAAUGGGUGAACGCGGCCAUCCCGGGCCCCCAGGGCCUCCUGGAGAACAGGGACUUCCUGGGCUGGCUGGAAAGGAAGGAACAAAGGGUGAUCCAGGUCCCGCGGGGCUUCCCGGGAAAGAUGGCCCGGCUGGUUUGAGAGGGUUUCCCGGUGACCGAGGCCUCCCUGGCCCGAUUGGGCCGGUGGGUCUGAAGGGUAACGAAGGGCCCCCAGGGCCGCCUGGACCAGCGGGUUCCCCCGGCGAGCGAGGUCCGGCCGGAGCAGCUGGCCCAAUAGGCCUGCCGGGAAGGCCUGGCCCCCAGGGACCUUCCGGCCCGGCUGGUGAGAAAGGAGCCCCGGGAGAGAAAGGCCCCCAAGGUCCAGCAGGCCGUGAUGGAAUCCAAGGACCAGUUGGGCUUCCAGGACCAGCUGGUCCUGUUGGUCCACCAGGGGAAGAUGGAGACAAGGGCGAGAUUGGUGAGCCAGGACAGAAAGGAAGCAAGGGCGACAAAGGGGAACAGGGUCCACCAGGUCCUACCGGUCCCCAGGGCCCACUCGGCCAACCAGGUCCUGCUGGAGCUGAUGGUGAGCCUGGACCUCGAGGACAACAAGGUCUCUUUGGUCAGAAAGGUGACGAAGGACCAAGAGGCUUCCCUGGUCCUCCAGGCCCUGUGGGACUGCAGGGUUUGCCAGGACCUCCUGGUGAGAAAGGAGAAACUGGUGAUGUUGGCCAAAUGGGUCCUCCCGGCCCCCCAGGGCCACGGGGUCCAUCUGGGCCUCCUGGAGCUGAUGGCCCUCAAGGUCCACCAGGUGGGAUUGGAAAUCCUGGGUCUGUUGGUGAGAAGGGUGAACCUGGAGAAGCAGGAGAGCCUGGUCUUCCUGGAGAUGCUGGACUCCCAGGUCCAAAAGGAGAGCGAGGUGAAAAGGGUGAAGCAGGUCCAUCAGGGGCAGCUGGUCCACCAGGCCCCAAAGGCCCUCCAGGAGAUGAUGGCCCCAAGGGCAGCCCUGGUCCAGUUGGCUUUCCCGGUGACCCAGGUCCUCCAGGUGAACCUGGCCCAGCUGGCCAGGACGGUCCUCCAGGUGAUAAAGGUGACGAUGGCGAACCAGGACAGACUGGAUCCCCUGGUCCAACUGGAGAGCCGGGUCCUUCUGGUCCACCAGGGAAGAGAGGCCCACCUGGGCCAGCAGGUCCCGAAGGCAGACAAGGAGAGAAAGGCGCAAAGGGUGAGGCAGGUUUGGAAGGGCCACCAGGGAAAACAGGCCCUGUUGGCCCUCAGGGACCACCAGGAAAGCCUGGCCCAGAUGGACUUCGAGGAAUCCCAGGCCCUGUGGGUGAGCAAGGACUUCCAGGUUCACCAGGACCAGACGGACCUCCUGGACCAAUGGGCCCACCUGGCUUACCUGGUCUGAAAGGAGAUUCUGGUCCAAAGGGAGAAAAGGGUCAUCCUGGCUUGAUUGGUCUGAUUGGCCCCCCCGGGGAGCAAGGAGAGAAGGGCGACCGUGGCUUGCCUGGGCCUCAAGGCGGAACGGGGCCCAAAGGGGAGCAGGGUAUCGCAGGCCCGUCUGGCCCCCUUGGUCCUCCUGGUCCUCCAGGGCUCCCGGGUCCCCCCGGGCCAAAAGGUGCCAAAGGAUCCUCGGGUCCAACUGGUCCUAAGGGUGAAACGGGUCAUCCUGGCCCACCAGGGCCUCCAGGACCCCCGGGAGAUGUGAUCCAGCCACUGCCUAUCCAGUCCUCCAAGAGGACCCGGCGCAACAUCGACGCGAGCCAGGUCAUGGACGAAGGCAACCCAGACAGCUACAUGGACUAUGCGGACGGCAUGGAGGAAAUAUUUGGCUCCUUAAACUCGCUGAAACUGGAAAUUGAGCAGAUGAAGCAUCCGCUGGGCACCCAGCACAACCCGGCCCGCACCUGCAAGGACCUCCAGCUCUGCCAUCCUGACUUCCCUGAUGGUGAAUACUGGGUAGACCCCAAUCAAGGGUGUUCCAGGGACUCCUUCAAAGUUUACUGCAACUUUACAGCUGGUGGUGAAACUUGCAUCUUCCCAGAUAAGAAAUCAGAAGGAGCUAGAAUUACCGCUUGGCCAAAGGAAAACCCGGGCUCCUGGUUCAGCGAAUUCAAACGCGGUAAACUGCUUUCCUAUGUCGAUUCGGAGGGUAACCCCAUCGGGGUGGUGCAGAUGACCUUCCUGCGGCUCCUGAGUGCAUCCGCCCACCAGAACAUCACCUACAACUGCUACCAGUCUGUGGCCUGGCACGACGCCGUGGUGGGCAACUACGACAAGGCCAUCCGCUUCCUGGGCUCCAACGACGAGGAGAUGUCCUACGACAACAACCCCUUCAUCAGGGCCCUCUUCGAUGGUUGCGCAGCAAAGAAGGGCUACCAGAAGACCAUCCUAGAACUCAACACCCCCAGAGUGGAGCAGGUCCCCAUUGUUGACAUCAUGUUUAAUGACUUUGGAGAAGCCUCGCAGAAGUUUGGAUUCGAGGUGGGACCGGCUUGCUUCAUGGGCUAAAGUGCCACUCGGAAAACCAAUUCCAAAAGAGCAACCUCAUAACCUCAUUGCGCCUUUUUAUUUUUGGCCCCUUUUGGCCACCGUCACAUGCACGUUCUGGAACUGGACAGGUUGAUGUGUUUGUCGCUUGUUUGUUCUCUGUUUUGCCUCAGUCCCAACUCUGACACCGGAACGCAAACCCAUCGGAGCCCCAGUUAAAGGCGGGACUGUUCCUACCACAGACGCGUCCCCAGAAUCACAUGACCUAAAAGCAUCACCUCUUGACCAAAGCAGCCUCUUCUGU